AUGUCCGUCCCCGACCCAAACUUGGCCCAAAUCUGGGAACAAAUGGGUCCGAAGCGGACGCUCUACUGGACCGUUGUCGUCCGCUCGUGUCCGCCUCUGGUCCCACCUAGCAGUGACCACGCACGAGCUGGCGUCAGCCUCCACAACCACCGCGAAGAGGAGCGAGGCACUGGCGAGGCCACUGGGAGAUCUCCACCGCCGCGCUCGCUGCCCACUGCCACUUCCUGCUACUCCUCUUGGCGCUCGCUGAGUAACUGGAGGAGACGCGCCGACCCGGUCUCGACCUCCUCCUCACGCUGGCGAGAAGUGCCGCCGCCGCCGCCCCCCGGCGACCCCCAGGCUCCUCGCCGCCGUCGGCUACGAGCUCCGUCGUUGACAACCCGCCCCGGAUCCGGCCUCGGAUCUCCCUAUUUCGGCCGGUCCCCGCCAGGGCUGCCUCGCCGGAGCCCCUCCCCAAGCAGCGCCGCCGUCCCUGCCUCCUGCUCGUGCGCGACGAGGGGAUCUGGCAAGCCAGAUGCUGGCAUGCGCGCGGAGGGUGCGAGCGCGGAUCUGCGGGCUGCUAGCGCGGGUGGGAGCCAUGAGGACGGAGAAAGAUGUCCCCAACGCGGUAGCUCGCUGGGAGAGGAGGGGCGGCGGGAGGAGGUGCCGGCUGACACGGAGGAGCGCCACCAUGUCCUUCUGUAAAGGGCCAUGAAAGAACCCAGACUCCUUCUGCGAGGACGACACCCCCAGUCUGGCCACUUCAAGUGAAGAAGAGGAAGAAGAGUAAGGACUAGACUAGUAUCUUGUUGUCGGCUUAUAUAUUCCCUAUGUUUGAUACUUUCUCAUUAUUACAUAUAGCUGAUAUAAUGUUGUCUCUUAAUGAUUAUCUGGUGUCGUUUACACAUUUGGUUACCUCGACUUUGUGUUCUUUAGGCAGAGGAUAUGACAUGUGUGAACUUAAUGCUAGGCCCCUUUCGGUUUUC
Triticum dicoccoides is the source of this 965-nucleotide messenger RNA. Its product is annotated as formin-like protein 18. The record is from RefSeq and is a predicted model, not a curated record. Lineage: Eukaryota; Viridiplantae; Streptophyta; Magnoliopsida; Poales; Poaceae. Bases 1 to 684 code for a protein of 227 amino acids. The transcript has 3 exons.